Molecule: messenger RNA, 862 nt
Organism: Thlaspi arvense
Lineage: Eukaryota; Viridiplantae; Streptophyta; Magnoliopsida; Brassicales; Brassicaceae
Source: the annotation of a GenBank genome assembly
UAUAAAGCUGCAUUUUUCACUUAAAGUUUCUCUUCUUGCUGUUCUAUUGAAUAAUAACACAAAGUACUAUCUUCCAAAUAAUGCAGUGUCAGGACACCAAUAUCAAUGAAGUUCUUCCCGCGUUUCUUCUUGCUCUACUUCUUGGUGUUCCACAUUUUAUUUCUUCUCAUACGCAUACUGCUUCUCUUAUCUCGCCCUAAUGACAACCGCUGCAUUCAUGCAUCACUUGAUUCUAUACUUCUGGAAGCGUUUUGAGGCACCUGCUCUUCAAAGCCGACAGUCACACCUUCAGCAACACCCAGACUUCCACAUCACUUCCUCAACACUUCACAUCACAAGGCUGAACAGAACAACAAGAAACCGAUCUCCAUCUGGUCCAAACUACACAGUCCCAACUCAAAACACUGAAACAAGAUCUCCAGAAGCAGCGGAUGGAGACGAGAAUCCGGUGCAACAUCAAGAGAGAGAAGAGAACAGAGCAAACAACAACAUUCCCGCAGAGCCGCCUAACCCACAAGCAGGAGCAAUGAGCUCUUUCAGCUCGAUGCUGCUAUGGAUUUUAGGCGGUGCUUCCUCAGAAGGACUUAAAUCGUUUCUUUCCAGGUUUAGAGAUGUGAGAGAUGAAGAUGAAGCUCAAGUGUUUGCUGAUGCUUCCACUCAAAAUCCUCAUCAUGAUCCUCUUUGAGUCGACUAAGAGUUUCUUCCUUUUGUUUGAUGUACAUUGUAUCUCUUUUUUUUGCCUCUGUUUUCUUUUCUUGUUCCUUGUUCGCUUGUAUAGUCACUGGCCAAAGAAACAAGCAUUUGCCGGAUAUAAACAAACAAGAUGGACAAAGUUUGGUAAAAAGAGAGAAAAAGGGUUGGC